Messenger RNA from Exophiala xenobiotica, 1482 nucleotides. RefSeq lists its product as uncharacterized. Gene Ontology annotation, molecular function: flavin adenine dinucleotide binding; acyl-CoA dehydrogenase activity. NCBI's taxonomy places the organism in Eukaryota, Fungi, Ascomycota, Eurotiomycetes, Chaetothyriales, Herpotrichiellaceae. The transcript has a single exon. The record is from RefSeq and is a predicted model, not a curated record. The coding region runs from base 139 to 1482 and encodes 447 amino acids.
GGUAUAUGGAGGUUGCGCGCUGAACGGUUCUUGCUCCUCGUUCGCCACUUUUCUCUCGUCAAAGGCUCCUGGAUGGUCUACCAGCAGGAGCACGGCAGGCCCAACGGGCCGCAUGUUUUCUAGGAGCAACACCGGGGCAUGUCAAUCGAGAUGGCAAUCGAGAUGGCCUCGAAACGCGUUGUCAGUGGCUUCCUGGGCUUGGGACGGAGGAGAGCUACGACACAGUCUAUCGCAACCCCAUGGAAGCCUCGGAUCUCGUUAUCAUUUUCCACCACGCGGUGCGUCUAUGCUCGUGGGACAGAAUACCUUCAACUCCACGAUCCCGACCUCACCGACUCCCAACGCACCGUUCGCGAAGCCAUCAGCAGAGUGUGCGCCAAAUUCGACGAUAUAUACUGGUUAAAUGCGGACAAGGAGCACCGCUUCCCGGUCGAAUUCCACCAGGCGGUCGCCAAAGAUGGCUGGCUGGGCAUCUGUAUGCCGUCCGAGUACGGCGGGAGCGAUCUGGGCAUCGCCGAGGCAGCCGUCAUGGUCCAAACGAUCGCCGAGAGUGGUGCUGCCUAUGCAGGUGCGUCGGCCGUGCAUAUGAACAUCUUCGGCCUCGAGCCCGUACGUAAGUUCGGCACGGAGGAGCAGAAGAAACGCAUGCUCGCGCCGUUGAUCGCAGGAAAAGAAAGGGCAUGCUUUGGUGUGACCGAGCCUAAUACAGGACUAGAUACGCUGAGGUUACAGUCGAGAGCUGUACGAGACGGGGAUCAUUAUGUGCUCAGCGGCCAGAAGAUGUGGAUAUCAACAGCCCAAGUCGCCGAGAAAAUCUUGAUUCUCGUGCGAACGACGCCGCUCGAGGAGGUCAAGAAGCCGAGUCAGGGGCUGAGUCUGUUCUACACGGACUUGGAUAGGAGUCAGGUCGAAGUCACGGAGAUCUCGAAGAUGGGAAGAGCAGCAGUGGACUCGAACACAUUGUUCUUCGAUGGGUGGAAGGUGCCAAAGGGAGAUCUUAUUGGCGAGGAGAACAACGGGUUCAAGAUGAUUAUGCACGGUAUGAACGCGGAAAGGAUACUUAUCGCUGCGGAGGCGUUGGGGAUAGGGUUCGCUGCACUACGCCGGGCGGCGCUAUAUGCAGGAGAAAGAAAGGUAUUUGGACGGCCGAUUGGGCAGAACCAGGCGAUUCAGCAUCCCCUGGCGGAUAGUUGGAUGCAACUCGAGGCUGCAAGGUUGAUGAUCUACCAAGCGGCCAGGAUGUAUGAUGCUGGGUACGAGAGCGGGGAAUAUGCAAAUGCCGCAAAGUACCUGGCCGCCGAGGCUGCUUUUCAGGCGUGUGAGAGGGCCGUGAUGACGCACGGUGGGAUGGGAUAUGCCAAAGAGUAUCAUGUGGAGAGGUAUUUGAGGGAGAUCUUCAUACCUCGCAUUGCGCCCGUCAGUCGAGAGAUGAUCAAGAAUUACAUUGGUGAGAGGGUGCUGGGGUUGCCGAGGUCCUAUUGA